GCGCGGGAGAGCCGAACCGGCGCCGGAACAGCCCGCGGGGCUGAACGACUUCCGCGCAGGAACCUCGUCCUCGGUUCCCGACACAACCGUCCUGAUCUUUAACUGCGGGGAGCGAAGCUCCUCCUCACGGAGGAUCCAGGCUAGAGCAGGUUUUCAUAAACUUGAGCUUCUUGUAGGUUGUGCCAAGAGUGGACCUCAUCUGGUAAAACCCUUCCAGAAAGUCCCUUGACCGAUGUUGUUUUCGGAGUAUUUGCUUCCUGUCAGAUCCCAGUUCCUGAGUGCAAAAUACUUGAUGGUCCAUCUGAUGGGAGAGAAGCUUGAGGUGGUGCUGGUUUGGCUGAUUUCUCAGGAGAAGGGAUCAACACUCCAACAUUUCAACAGCUGAAAAGGGUUGUCUAGGAUGGACUUAGAGCUUCUGAAGAGGCUGCGUCAGGCCAACCAGGACCUUCUACAAAGGCUCACAGCAAAGCAGGAGGAGAUCAGGAAAAGAGUUCCCAGCAAGCCACUCCUUCCAGCAUCUGUUCUUCACCACAGAGCUGCUGAGGGAUCUGUCCCCUGGCCCAGGAGAGGGAAGGAGAAUCAGGUGGAUGCUGUGAAGGCCACAGCUGACCCUGGAGUGGUGGUGUCUGUGGAACCCAGAGCACACACAGCCAGAGCAGCCCUCAGUUCACCUCUUAAACACAGCAGCAGGGACAGAGAGGUACAGCAACAACAAGCAAAGGCACAGGAAGCAGCAGGUUUGGACUCCAGCUAUCCUGGGAAAGAGAAGAGUGUUAUUCCAGUGUCUGCAAUCAUUCCAUGUGGCAGAGAAGCCUCCAGAGUGGAUGGGGAUGGCCAUGCUCGAGGAAGUCCAGAGAAGGAAUCCUUCCUCCUGGGACUUGGAGAGAGCAGAAAACAGUCUGCUCUGCUCCGUGGUUUCCAUGAGAAGAAUCAUCCAGGCCCAUCAGUGAGCAGAGUGCAAAAUGAAGAGCCCAGUGAGCAGCACAUGGUCAGCACAGAGCCCACGAUGCCUAAAUCAGUCCUGGUGACGUCCCGGGCCAAAGAGUUGAAGAAAGCUCAUCAUGUGACUUUCCAGCCUGACCCUGAAGAAGAUGCCACACCAGUGGGCAGCUGGUCUGCCCGUCCUUUCCUGGGCUAUGACUGGAUUGCAGGGCUCCUUGAUACAAAGUCUUCAGUAACAGAAAAACCUGAGCAAUACUUUGCUGAGCUGCAGCAGUUCCGACAGGCCAACAGAGAAGCUUGUAUUGAUGAGCAGGACCUGGAGCCCAAGGCUCUGGAUUGCACAGUUCCUGAACAAGAACCAGAUUUGAUAACCAGUUCCCAUAACUGUUUUUACUGUUACCGGUUAAACCAGCGCCUGUUCACUGUCCCUGUGGAUCCAGAAUCUGCCUGCCCUGUGUGUAGGAUCCCACGUGCCCACCAGCCCCCAGGGACACUGGAAGAGCCAGCCCAUGUCAGGGUCAGCAUUCCCAGGAAUACCCUUUUGCCUGCCCACAAGUACAAAGCCCAUCGCAGGAGGAGCUUUGAGCCAGCAGAUGAUCUGGCCUUACCCUCGCACUGCCUGGCUGGCUGGGAAAACAUUGCCCCUCCAAGCAAGCCCAGGCUCAGCAGUUUGGAUCUGCGAGCUUCCCUGGAAGAGAGGCCUUCUCCCCAUCCUCACCUGGACUCGCUGCCCAGAGUGUCAAGAGGAACUGAGGAGCCCCCCUUGGCACGUCCCAGGUCCAGCAGUGCCUCCCCUCGGAGGAAGCAGAGCAGGAGGGGACACCGGAGAGCAGCUCCCAGGUUAAACCAGGCUGCUGGUUUAACCUCAACACUGUGAACCACGGACUCAAUUGCCCAGGAGAAGGGGAGGGCACAGCACGUGGAAACAA
Neopelma chrysocephalum (saffron-crested tyrant-manakin) is the source of this 1871-nucleotide messenger RNA. RefSeq names its product migration and invasion inhibitory protein (gene MIIP). The transcript is spliced from 11 exons. NCBI's taxonomy places the organism in Eukaryota, Metazoa, Chordata, Aves, Passeriformes, Pipridae. Gene Ontology annotation, biological process: negative regulation of G2/M transition of mitotic cell cycle; negative regulation of cell migration. Bases 401 to 1819 code for a protein of 472 amino acids. The record is from RefSeq and is a predicted model, not a curated record.